Messenger RNA from Colletotrichum abscissum, 771 nucleotides. RefSeq names its product short-chain dehydrogenase. Gene Ontology annotation, molecular function: alcohol dehydrogenase (NAD+) activity. Bases 1 to 771 code for a protein of 256 amino acids. Gene Ontology annotation, cellular component: cytoplasm. The record is from RefSeq and is a predicted model, not a curated record. Lineage: Eukaryota; Fungi; Ascomycota; Sordariomycetes; Glomerellales; Glomerellaceae. The transcript has a single exon.
AUGUCUUCCGGACUCACUUACCUCAUCACCGGCGCCAACCGUGGAAUCGGAAAGGGCUUCACCACCCUCCUCCUACAGCGCCCCUCAACAACAAUCAUCGUCGGCGUCCGCGACCCAGCCGCUGCAGCCUCAAAGGCCCUCUACGACCUCCCCAAGGCCGAAGGCUCCAAGAUCAUCGUCGUCAAGAUCGACUCCUCAGUCGAGUCCGACCCCGCCGCCGCUGUAGCAACAAUCCAAAAGGAGCACGGCAUCACGGCCCUCGACGUCGUCAUCGCCAACGCCGGCAUCUCCCACACCUCGGCCGACGUCGCCGCCACCUCCACCAAGGUCGCCCUGGACCACUUCGCCGUCAACUCGGUCGCGCCCCUCGUCCUCUUCGGCGCCACUAAGCCCUUGCUCAAGGAGAGCAAGUCCAAGAACCCCAUCUUUGUCGCAAUCUCCUCCGUGAUCGGCAGCAACGGCCUCGCCGAGACGAUUUUCCAGAUCCCCAGUCCCGUCAGCCCAUACGGUGCGUCAAAGGCUGCGCUCAACUGGUUCGUGCGCCGGUUGCACUUUGAGGAGCCGUGGUUGACUGCCUUUGUCUUCCACCCUGGUCUGGUCGAGACGGAUAUGGCUGCUGGUUUGGCGGCUCAGACCGGCGCUGACCUUAGUGCUUUCGGUGCCAUUCCUGUCAAAAAGAGUGUGGAUGAUAUGGUUGCUACUAUUGACAAGGCUACCAGAGAGAUCAGCGGAUCGUUCAAGAACCACGAUGGCACUGAUUUGCCUUGGUAA